AACCACUCCGCAGCCGGCAUCACGCCAAUCGUUAUUCAUCGUUCUCUGAUCGUUAUUCAGUAGCCAUCAUUCAACUCGUUACUUCGUGAAAAUUUUUAAGUGAAAGCGUGCGAGUCCUUCGAUUAUUCUUGCUACAUUGGCUAUAACUACUUGAAUUCGCUUUCUAUUAAAUCAAUAUAAAUCAUUCUAAAAAUGUCAGAAGAAAAAAAGGACUCGAAAGGUUCAGAGUCGGAACACAUCAACUUGAAAGUACUUGGUCAAGACAACGCCGUGGUGCAGUUUAAGAUAAAAAAACAUACGCCCCUUCGAAAAUUGAUGAAUGCCUAUUGCGACCGUGCGGGUUUAUCCAUGCAAGUCGUUCGAUUCCGCUUUGAUGGCCAGCCGAUAAAUGAAAAUGACACACCGACAACGCUGGAAAUGGAAGAAGGAGAUACGAUCGAAGUGUAUCAGCAACAAACCGGCGGAAAGCUUUAUUUUUAACUUUAACAAAUGAGUGUCAAUAAAAAUUCCUUAAAUAAGUA
Malaya genurostris is the source of this 521-nucleotide messenger RNA. RefSeq names its product small ubiquitin-related modifier 3 (gene Sumo). Gene Ontology annotation, biological process: protein sumoylation. The record is from RefSeq and is a predicted model, not a curated record. Gene Ontology annotation, cellular component: nucleus. The transcript has 3 exons. Bases 193 to 480 code for a protein of 95 amino acids. Gene Ontology annotation, molecular function: ubiquitin-like protein ligase binding; protein tag activity. NCBI's taxonomy places the organism in Eukaryota, Metazoa, Arthropoda, Insecta, Diptera, Culicidae.